AUGGGCGGCGGCAACGUUUAUCCGCAGCUGGACCGGCAACAACACCUGUUGGGCAAUCCGUCACCAUUGCCAUAUACGGAACACAUAGCGUCGAACCAUGUGCCUGUGGAUGGCAACAGCGGCCUCCAGCAAGGAUCAGGAAUGGCUGAAGUAGCGUUGUGCGAGCCUCAGCCAUGCCACACAAUUCAGUGCGAUCAACAACCUGACCACGCCUUGCACAUAGACCACUUGAAAGUGGAGCAGAUGGCGGAUGAUGCAGAUGACAACGAUUACGCGGAUUACAUGCUGGCCAAGCAACUGUCGGGUACCCCCCUUCCGCUGCCGCCAGACACCGAAGAUAGGACAUACAAGACCAAGAAACAGCGUUCCUCCUUCGAGGACGCCCAGCGCAAGGAAACGGCAGAUACACGGUUCAGGAAGGCUUGCCUACGAUGCCGGGUCCAGAAAGUCAGAUGCAAGAACGAUCCCAAAAACCCCGAAGCGGAUUGCGUGGCAUGCCAGUCGUUUUCGAAAACGUCAAAGAAGACGAUUCAUCGCGUGUCGUGCUACCGAGGAAAGUUGACAGAUACAGUGCUGUACCGCAAGGGUGGACUCAAUCUAACAGACCGCUGGAACGGCACGGCAAUGAAGGACGUUGGUGACCGCGUCAACCCUCAGGACGUUCGCACGAUUCACUUCACGAUCGAUAUAUGCAAGCAACCAAUUACCGUCCAGGUAGUGCGAUUCAGCGCCAGACCCGGUGAUGUGACGGCUCGAUACUGGUUCGUACGGGAAAGGGGCCUUGCCGAAGAUGUCAGGAAAAAGAAGGACCUUGAGCCCUACUGCUUGUCUAACAUAUGGGACACGGCGAAUUAUUUUGAAACUUACAUCGUCGACAACGCAAUCCCAUCCAUGCUCCAAGCGAACCUGCCCUCGCAACACCCGUACGGUAUUGGCCGUCUUGCCUCGCAGGACGUGAUCAAGCGAACCUAUGUUGCAGCAGUUGAGUACUAUGCUAGUCUUGAGGACCAGGUAGACACGACGUCAGGGAAGGCAGCUAAUUCAGAGAAGAAGCUUCUUGGUAACCUUUUCAUCCUCUGGUUCGCCACAAGACACACGGCCGGUAGUGCCUAUAUCUGCGGCCAAGAAACCCUCGGGAUGAAGCCUGAACUGAAGGACGACACAUAUCCGCUCUACGGCAAAGUAUCCCUGCCGCGCAUGAUCCUCGCCCAAUUCGACAGCAUCAACCACACCAAGCUGCUUUCCAAGUACGGACGCAAAGUGCUUCAGGAUCUCGAGCAAUUCUUGUUCCGUAACAACGGGCGUUGGUGGUGGACCAUCUACCUCUGCGUCUUCAUACUGCUCCACGAGGCGAGCUUCAUCAGCGCGGACCGGUAUCGCCAUGCGCGGAACAACCUUGGCGCCAAGUUCCGAUAUUCCAUCCCCAAGUUCGUCGAGGAGCUGCAAGAGGGCUGCAACAACAUUCUCACGCACUGGCAUUACUACAACUGCAGAGGUUGGCCCAACCCCAACGAGCCGUGGGACCGACAUCAAAGCUUCCUCGCCGAACUAUCGUCAACGCAGUAUGACCUGGUCAUGGAGACCAUGGCGGACCCGCGCAUUCAGCGACAGCUCGAUGUGUGGAAGCGCUACAAGCUUGAGAAUGGCCACGUCGAGCGCCCCGAGUCGCAAGUCACGGCAGCUCAGACGCUGUAUGUGGGCACGCAGGCCCAGUUUGACUGGGAUCACCCUUUCUACUGGAUCUCGCAGAUUUUUGAGGAGGACUGGGCGGCUCAUCCGACCUACCAGCGCGAGUAUGUGUGCUAG
Molecule: messenger RNA, 1806 nt
Organism: Purpureocillium takamizusanense
Lineage: Eukaryota; Fungi; Ascomycota; Sordariomycetes; Hypocreales; Ophiocordycipitaceae
Exons: 5
Coding region: 1-1806 (601 amino acids)
Biological process (GO): regulation of DNA-templated transcription
Molecular function (GO): DNA-binding transcription factor activity, RNA polymerase II-specific; zinc ion binding
Source: RefSeq, a predicted model, not a curated record